Molecule: messenger RNA, 453 nt
Organism: Meloidogyne enterolobii
Lineage: Eukaryota; Metazoa; Nematoda; Chromadorea; Rhabditida; Meloidogynidae
Source: the annotation of a GenBank genome assembly
UUUUUUAGAAUUAAAAACAUUUUAAAACAUUCCCGAACAUUUCCAAAACAAUUCCAAAACAUUUCAAAAACAAUGAACACAACAAUUAAUUUCUCUAUUAUUUUGUUUGUUUUCCUCGCAUUAAUUAUUAUCAGUCAACAAACACAAAUUCAACAAGAAGAACAACGGAGGGAACAAUUAACAGUUAAUGAAGAUAUUAACAAUUUUGCAGCUAAAUUAAAUAAGAAAAAACGUUUUCUGUCAACAACAGAACGACUAACAGGGAAAUCAGCAUUUUUAAACCGUCGAUUGCACAAAAGGGAAGCAGAUCCUAUGGAAGAGCAAAGCUGUGUUGUUAGAGUGCAAAAGGUCGAAACAACCGUAGGCAAAUGUGUCAUGUUAAGGGGUGGCAUUCGUGGUUGUCAAACAGAUUUACAUUUAGACCCGGAAAGUGCUGAUUGUAUGAUAGACUGA